This is a messenger RNA of Drosophila sulfurigaster albostrigata, 6118 nucleotides long. RefSeq names its product trithorax group protein osa. The transcript is spliced from 7 exons. The coding region runs from base 416 to 4342 and encodes 1308 amino acids. The record is from RefSeq and is a predicted model, not a curated record. Lineage: Eukaryota; Metazoa; Arthropoda; Insecta; Diptera; Drosophilidae. Gene Ontology annotation, molecular function: RNA binding.
GUUCGAACUCGCGAGUGCUGAAAAGUGAAUAACUGCACAAAAAAAAACUGCGUGUGGAAAACGCUGGGCAGUGCAGCGUUUUCAUUUCGAUUUUCAUGCAAUAUAUUUUUGAUUUCAAUUGCUAAAUAUGCCGAGUGUUUCGAUCGUGUGAGAGUGAAAGUGGGGAAAAGUGCAAAACGAAUUAGCGUAAAAUGUUAUAAACGGCGAACGGGUGAAGUAGACAAACGUUUGUUCUACUUAUCCACAUAACGCGCACACGCACACAAACACUCACAUACAGUGAGACACACACACACACAAAUAGAAAAACACUCGCAAACACACACACAUACACAUACGCGCGUCAACAGCUGCCGCUGCCUGCCUCGCCUGUCACUGUUGGUGGUGUGGUGGUCUGGUCCCCGCAGCACUCAAAAUGUCGGACAUUAACGACGAUUUGCUCAACUAUGAACUAGGUUUGGGCGAUGACAUCGACGAUCAGGCGCUUCUUGGCGCCGACGAGGAUGAGCUGCUGCUCUCCGAUGAAGAACUGGAAAAAGAUGUGACCAGCGAGGUGAAGCUGCAGAUGCGUGCCGAGGCCGAAGAAUGGGCACAGGAGCAGCUGCGCAAGCACAAGGAACAGCUGGCUGCCGCAGCAGCAGCAGCAGCAAGAAUUGCAACGACACAGGAAACGCCGGUUGCCGAGGCAACCACAGCAGCUGCGAAUCGCGAAAAAGAUUCACCCAGCGCCACAGUGGUAGCUGCUGCUGAGACCACAACGGCGGCGAUUGCCAGCGAGUCGACAGCAUCAACACAAGUCACAGAAUUGGCAGCGGCCACUUCUACAACAAGCACAACGGCGGCAACGUCGGCAUCGAGCAGGGAACAAACGUUGCUGCUGGAUGAAGAGGACGAGGAGGAGAUUGCGUCAGGUGGAAAGCAGCGACAGCGAUCAACAACAACAACAACAGCAGCGAAUAGCAAACAAACAUCAGCUACGAAUAAUGGUGGCAGCGAUGAUAUUGCCAGCAGCGAGGUGGAAACCGAAACCGAGGUAGACGCCAGCGAUACCGAUCUCGAGGGUGGCGGCGGACAUUCCUCGCUGCUGACCACGUCGCAGGAGAGUCUCCCCAAUGCCAGCUUCACAUCGGAGCCGCCGGAUCCGCGCGAGGAUGAUGAGGAGCGUGAGGAACGCACCAAUUUCAAAACAGCCAGCGAACGAUCUGACAACCACAAACAGCAACAGCAGCAGCAUUCGAUGCAGCCACAGUCACUUCCAAGGCGACAUCAUUCAGAUAAACCUCGCAUGUCUGGACCGGGCAACGUGCGCUUCAACAGCAACAACAAUCCGAACAGCGGCAGCAACAAUCUGAACAACAAUGGCAACAACAAGCGAGGCGGCAUGGGAGGAGCGAGGCAUCACUUGCUACGCAGUCCAGGUCCACCGCAUAUGUUCAAUCCGCAGCGAAUGAUGGGCGGAGUCGGUGGAGGAGGAGGAGGAGGGGGCGGGAUGUCGAUGUCCCGCUUCAUGCCACCUGGCCCAUAUGCACCACAACCUCUACCACAAUCGUCAAAUCCCUCACAACAACAACAACAACAGCAGCAGCAACAACAACAACAACAGUCGCCAUACACAAGCAAUCAGACAGGUGGCGUGCCAUCAUCAGUGUCAGGUCCCAUCAGCUCCCAAUCCCCGCAUCUACACAAUCCGCACAUGUUGCACCCGCAUCACAACAAUCCACACAACAACAACAACAACAACGGGCCGCCAGGACAUCUUCUGCCGCAUCCGCAACAACAACAGCAGCCACAUCCUCAACAGCAACAACAUCCACAUGGGCAUCCGCAUGAUCAGGUGCGCGUUGGAUUGUUGCAGCCCCCGCUGCCGUUGCCCCUGCCCUUGGGCUAUGGCGCCGCAGCGGCUGCGUAUCGGAAUGGCGCCCUGCUGGGCCAGGGACCAGGUCCCGGGCAUGGUCAGCACCCGUCGCCAGUGACGCCGCAUUCGCCGGGCAUGCGUCCCCCGCCGCCGUAUCGCAAUGCUCCGCCCGGCUAUGGGCCACCGGUGGUGGGUCCUGGUCCUGGUCCCGGACCGGGACAGGGUCCGGGACCGGGUGGUCCCGGGGGUGGUCCUGGCAUGCCACCGGGCUAUGAGCCGCAUCCGCAGUACAUGCGACCGCACAACGGUUGGCGGCCGCAGCCGGGCGAGGUGCCCAACACACAGCGCAUGCCACGCCCACCGCUGCAGACGCUGCCUCAGCACAUGAUGCAAUCGGGUGGUGGCGUCGGAGGUUACAUGAAUGGCAUGAACAUGCGUGCCCCGCUGCCCCAGCACAUGCAGCAGCAGCAACAGGUGAAUCCUGGCGGUGCCCAACAACAACAACAGCAGCAGCAGUCAGCGGGCGGAGCAGCGCAGGCAGCUGGACAACAGCAGGCGGCACAACAGCAGCAGCAACAACAACAGUCAGCGGGAGCACCUUCGACUGUGCCACGCGGCGUUGUGAGCAAGGUGCUCAUCAAUCCCAAUUUCAAGGGCGGCGUCGAGGCGGCCACCAACAAGUUCAUCAAGGAGACGCACUUUGUGCCCGCCAUCAACAGCGAGGCGGAGCUGCUGCGUCAGCAGGAGGAGUUCAUCAACAAGAAUCGCCAGUACUUUGAAAAGCGCACCCAGCGUCGUUCUCCCCUGCCGCCCAGUUCCUCCAAUUCGAAUGCACAAUCCUCCUCAUCCUCAUCGUCCACAGCUCAGUUGAGCGAACGGCGACGCAGUCGCAGUCGAAGCCGCUCCCGAGGGCGCAGCUAUUCACCCGUGAAGCGUGGCGAGCGGGAACGCGAUCGAGAUCGAGAGAGGGAACGCGAUAGGGAGCGUGAACGCGACCGUGAGCGGGAGAGGGAGCGGGAAAGGGAGCGAGAACGUGAUCGCUAUGGCGGUGCAGGUGGAGCAGGAGCCACGACACGUCCAGCUGCGAAUCGUGGCUAUCGACGUGCGGCCAGCAGAGAGCGUGACGAGAAUCGCAGCGGUGGAGCAUCAGGAGGAGGAGGAGGAGGAGGCGGCGGAGCAGGAGGCGGAGGUGCCGCAGCGCCAAAGCGACGUCGCAGCGGUUCACCGAGUGCAGCGCGGAAUCCAUUUUCGGGUGAACCGCGCAAUCGCGCCGCCGAGAGCAGCGGAAGCGGAAGCGGAAGUCGAGUCAUGCCCAGCGAUGAGGAUGAGGAGACGCGCGCCUAUCGCCUGGAGAUCGAGAAACAGAAGCAGCUGCGCGAGAAAAUAAUGCGCGACAAGGAGCUGAAACGGCGUCGCGCCGCCGAGGAGAAACUGCACGAGGAGAAGCGCGCCGAACAGCACAGCCCAGAUCCAGAGAAUGCAGUUGGAGGCGGAGGUGGAGGAGGAGGAGGAGGAUCGGCGCCUGGCAGCGCACAAAAGCAGCAGCAGCAGCAACGUCCAGGAAUGGGCAAUGAGCGCAAAGUGAUCUCGCUGAAGCGACGCGACGACGAUGCACGCGGCGGAGGCGGAGGCGGUGGCGGUGGCAGACAACAGCAGCAGCAUCAACAGCAACAGUUGCAAUCGGGAGCUGGAGUUGGACGCAAGCAGCUGACGGCGGCAAAGAUUGCGCCGGAGGCAAAGCGAAGCAUCACCGAACACUUGGCGCCGUCCAGCAAGCAUCAUCAGCAAAUGUCGGGAAGAGCCGCAGGCGGCACACCGCCCACAAGUAGCAGCAGCAGUGGAGGAGGCGGAGGAGCGGGAGCUGGCGGUGGCGGUGGUGGAAAGGGGCGUGACAUGGGCCUAUUGCGUUUGGGCACGUCCAGCGACGAUGAAGUGGAGCUGGACUACGAUGACGAUGAUCUGCUGCUGGACGAGGAGGAUCGUUUGCUGGCCACGCCCUCACCACCGCCCCCACAACCGCAGACGCAAUCCCGUGCCGCCAAACGCUCAGCGACACCCGAGUUGCUUGUGGUGAAGCGUAAUCACAAAAUCGUGCGAGGCACUGGCUCCGCAUCGACAGUUGCUUCAGGCGGUGGCGGUGGCGGUGGCGGAGGGGGAGGAGGAGCUGCAGCAGGUGUCACUUUUGCGCCUGGCCAGCGACGUGUUGUCCUCAAGUCCACCAGCAAUGGCAGUGGAAGCAGCUCUGGAGGUGGCAACGACUUUUCACAUGGCAGGCAACGGGAUCGUCGUCAGCGUGAGGAGCAGUUGAUGCAGCGCAAGAGCAGCAGCAGUGGAGGAGGAGGCGGUGGCGGAGGCGGAGCAGGUGGCAUUUUUGAUCGUUUAGAGAAGCGUCAGGCGAGCUCAGCAGGUGGCAGCGGAGGAGGAGGAGGAGGCGGCAACAAGCAGCGCAGCAAAGCACCAGCGCGAAUUGUGUUAAAGCACGAUUAAAACAAACAAAAAAAAAAGUCAAGUUGUAAUCCUUAAGAUAUAUAUAUAGAUAUAUAUAUAAACCAUAAUCAAGUAUAAAACUAAUCCGAGUGUAUUAUAAACUUAUAUAAAUGCAGCCCAGCUUUGGAGGCUUUGCUCGCCCUCCCUCCCCAAAAAAAUAACACAACAGACACUUAUAUUUAGUAGUAAUAACAUCAAUCUAUAAUCUAUAUAUAUAUAAUAUGUUUUGACUAGUGUUAGGCUUAAGCAUGAAACAGAUACAGAAAGCGAAGGAGAAGUAGAAGUAGAAGUAGAAGGAGAACAGCUUUAGGAUUAAGCCGGAGGCAGGACAAAUCUGUUUGAUUACGAUUCAAUAAUCUUAAGAUCUUAAUACGAAAUAUAUAUAGAUAUAUAUAGAUUAUAUAACCACAUUAAUGAUUAUUUUAAGCUUUACAGUUAAGUGUACAAAACUAAAAACACACAAUUUAGCAGUAAGUCGCAUCUCGCUAAACUAAACACACACACACACACAUAUAUAUAUAUAUAUAUAUAUAUUACUCGAUUCAUAUUAACUUUUUGAUAUACCCGCUAUCUAUUUUUGUAACUUGCCUGCGGCGAAUUUAUGUAACAGGCAAAAAAGCAGGCAACUCCGAUCCGUGUCCGUCUGUCUGGUAUAUGUUAGUAUUUUUACGGUAUAAGCAUAAUACCGCACUGCGGUAGCGGGUAUCUCAAAGUCGAGCACACUCGAUUACAGCUUUGUUUUUAGUUUUUUUUUUUUUAUUUUUUCAAAAUAUCUCAAAGAAUCGCAACUACCACAAACUUGUAUUUGUAUUUGUAGUUAACUUUAACUAGAACUAUUCAAGUAUAUAUAUCUUUAUAUUAAUGUGAAGGCGCUUUAAGCGUCUCUCAACACACACACACAUACACACACACAUGCUUGACUCUUUAGUUGCAUGCACAUGAAUUAAACGUAACCAUAAGAUUACUAUAUAAAAAUAAUAUCUAUAUAACAAUUAUCGUAUAUAUGUAUAUUGAGAUAUAUAAAUCUAGUCUUAAGAGUCGCGUAUUGAUUUCGAUUUUGACUAGACGCAACAGGCGAAUAUUAUUACCACAUAAAUUUUUGUUUAGUUUUUUUUUCCCCCAAUUUUAUUUUAUUUUUUUUUCGGAUAAAUUCAAUUACGCAAGAAAUGUCCAGUUGUGUUUUUUAAAAGUGUUACAAAAAAAAACUUACAUUAUUGUAUCCGUCUACUCUAUAUGUUCAAAUCCUCCACAAUUUCUUUCAAUUUGUUGUGUUUUUUUGUUUGUGGCCUACCUAAACAAAAAACAAACAAAAAAAAAACUAACUAACGUAAAGAAAAACAAGAAAAGAAGAAAAAAAAUAUAUGUGUCUUCUGAUGGGAAACACAAAGAAGCAAUACCAUAAUGGCCUGUUAAACGAUAGCAAAUAAUCCCCAAAUAGAACAGCAAAUAAACGCAGUUUCUUUCCCAGAAUAUAUCCAAAAAAACAAAAGAAAUAUCUAGCUUGUAGUAUUAACUGUACAUAUACUACAGACAUACAUACAUAUAAAAUAUAUACUUACAUAUAUAUAUGAAUAUAUUUAUAGAUAUAAUACUUAUCAAGCCAUAAACAAAAUUACACAUUACAAUAGUUCAUAUAGGACCAUUUUGACAACAACAACAAACAAGAAACAUAAAACACAUUUAUUUAUACAAUAAUUGUAAUACGCAAACAAAAAACUUACAUUAAUCCAGAGUUUUAGCUUGUAACGAGAGAUUUAAGUAGAGGAAAAGCGAGAA